AUGACCCCUAGCAAGGUUGGGAUUCGCAGACCCAAUCCAAAGUAUGUCAAUCUCCAUGUUGCAUUAUCUUCUUCGAUUCCACUAGUGCCCAGAACAAUUAUCACAGCUCAAAAGCACCCUGGUUGGCUGGCAACUAUGCAUGAAGAACUUGCUGCUCUUCACAAGAAUCAAACCUGGAAUCUGGUUCCCAAAGAUCUUGCCAUGAACAUUGUCGGUUGCAAAUGGGUUUACAAGGUUAAACUCCAACCCGAUAGAUCUGUUGAACGUCUCAAGGCACGUUUGGUUGCUAAAGGCUUUCAUCAGGUGGAUGGAUUAGAUUUUCAUGAAACUUUUUCACCAGUAAUUAAACCUGCUAGUAUAUGA
Molecule: messenger RNA, 363 nt
Organism: Juglans microcarpa x Juglans regia
Lineage: Eukaryota; Viridiplantae; Streptophyta; Magnoliopsida; Fagales; Juglandaceae
Exons: 1
Coding region: 1-363 (120 amino acids)
Source: RefSeq, a predicted model, not a curated record